UGAUAUAAUUGUUCUGACCCUUUGGCUUCCCUUUGCACUUCUGAUUUGGGUUCAUGUGCUGGCCCAUAUGUUCUUGUAACUUGGUAGCUUUAGUGCUGAUAGGACUCUAUGGUGGAGAACCAGGUUAUUAUCAGUAGUUGGAUGGUGGGGAUUCCCUUAUGAUCAUCUCUUAUGAUCAGCACUAUCCUUCUUUGUGUUAGCCAAUCUGGUGAAAGCCUGCAACAAGGAGUUGGUUCAUCUGUGCUGCCACCUGUUCAUGUACUGCUGUUAGCCAGUAGGUCUGGAUCACGUGCUAGUCAGGUAAUGUCCAGUUCUUCAAGUUUGUGACUCACUGUUGUACUUCUGCUACUGUGAUGGUGACUGGUUCCUGUUCUGGGAGAUUUCUGGGAUCUGCUCCAGAUCCCGCACCCAAUUUGCACUGAUAUGUUUGUUUUCUUUCUUGCAAAUGUUCUUCUAGUACUGUUCAGUUUUUGUUGUUGGUGGUUGUACUGAUAGCAGGUUAUUGCACUAUAGUUGGGAGAAUACCUUUGAUGGUCUGAAAAAUUGAACUUGGAAAAAACAACUUGCGAAUGAAAUAUUUUAUUUUAGAAUAAUAAAUGCCACAAGACAGAGUGCUCUUAUAUUGCUGACCUUUGAUUCUCCCAAAUGUUUUCUAACAACUUAUAACAUAAUUUUUUUUAUCUCCAGUAUCACAGUAUAACUCCUCACCAGAGAGGAUUUAUUUGAGCAGAAAGUUUGACUCAAUCUGAGUAAACCUUUAUUUUUCUGAUUGGAAGUCUACCAAGAGGAUAAAAAUGAACUUUCCAUCUUGGAAGAAAUAGAAUUUGUACACAGUAGUGAUAGCUAAGAAAAUGAAACUGAAAUAGCAAUGUACAAUUAUCUCUUGGUGCCAUAGCACAUGGAUUUCAAGACUGCAUGUGAAGAGCUGCUUGGGAGAGUUUAUAAGUCAAAGACAGGGAUUUGUUUGCUACAGGAUGGUAAUCAGGAGCCUUUCAAAGUGCGGCUGCACUUAGCCAAAGAUAUUUUGACAAUUCAAGAACAAGAUGUCAUCUGUGUGUCUGGUGAACCAUUUUAUUCUGGAGAAAGAACUGUAACAAUUAGAAGACAAACUGUAGGAGGAUUUGGAUUAAGUAUAAAGGGAGGAGCAGAGCAUAAUAUUCCUGUGGUGGUUUCUAAAAUUUCCAAAGAACAACGAACGGAACUCUCAGGCCUACUGUUCAUAGGAGAUGCAAUUCUACAGAUUAAUGGAAUUAAUGUAAGAAAAUGCAGGCAUGAAGAAGUGGUCCAGGUUCUUCGGAAUGCUGGAGAAGAGGUAACCCUAACUGUGUCCUUUCUCAAAAGAGCGCCUGCAUUUCUGAAACUGCCCCUUAAUGAAGAUUGUGCAUGUGUUCCUAGUGAUCAAAGUAGUGGCACAUCCUCACCUCUGUGUGACAGUGGUUUACAUCUUAACUAUCAUCCCAAUAAUACGGAUACGCUUUCAUGUUCUUCAUGGCCGACAUCUUCAGGUGUUAGAUGGGAAAAGAGGUGGUGUGACCUCCGAUUAAUACCUCUUCUUCAUUCAAGAUUUUCUCAGUAUCUCCCAGGAUCAGAUAUGUGCAGGCAAAAUGCAUUCCAAGUAGUUGCUGUGGAUGGUAUUUGCAGUGGAAUAAUUCAGUGUCUUUGUGCUGAAGACUGUAUUGACUGGCUACAAGCAAUAGCGAUUAAUAUCUCCAAUCUCACAAAGCACAAUAUUAAAAAAAUCAACAGGAAUUUUCCCGUAAACCAGCAGAUAGUCUACAUGGGCUGGACUGAGGAACGGGAACAAGAUUCUCUUCAGGACCGAAUGUACACACCAAAGUUUCUUGCACUAAGGGGUUCUUCACUUUAUAAAUUUUUAGCACCUCCAGUUACAACGUGGGACUGGACCCGAGCUGAAAGAACAUUUUCUGUAUAUGAGAUCAUGUACAAAAUAUUCAAGGACAGUGAUAUACUGGAUCGGCGAAAACACUGCUUUGGAGUACAAUCUGAAAUGGGAGAGGAUCUCUACUUCUCUGUGGAAUUAGAAUGUGAUCUCAUACUAUGGGAAAAGGCCUUCCAAUCAGCAACUUUUUUAGAAGUGGAGAGAAUACAGUGUAAGACAUAUGCCUGUGUUUUGGAGAGUCAUCUUAUGGGGCUUACCAUAGACUUUGGCAUGGGCUUUGUAUGCUUUGAUGCUGCAACAAAGGCUGUACUAUGGCGGUACAAGUUUUCCCAGCUUAAAGGAUCUUCAGAUGAUGGCAAGAGCAAAAUUAAAUUUUUAUUUCAAAAUCCCGACACUAAGCAGAUUGAAGCAAAGGAAUUGGAAUUUUCAAAUUUAUUUGCAGUUCUGCAUUGCAUCCACUCAUUCUUUGCAGCUAAAGUGGCCUGCUUGGACCCACUCUAUGUUGGCAGUCAAGCCACAACUGCCACUACUUCUGCUUCUGUUGCUUCUUCUUCUUCUGCUACUACUACUGCCACAUCUUCUGGCAGCUGCAAAUUAAAAUAUAUGACUUGAUAACUCCCAGUCCUGUACUUGUUUCCUUCCGCAAGUAUAUAAGACUGCUGUAUAAAUAUUUAUCGGCUUAUUCCUUGGAGAACAGCAAGCAUUAGAACCGACUCAAGACAUGUGGCAACUUUCUGCGGAACAUGGUCAUACGGGAUCAUAAAUUAAAUCUCAAUUUUACAAAGCAGCAGUACACAGUGAAGUUGGAAAUCCCAUUGUGGAACAAUCUCUUUUUAAUUUGUAAUUUGUUUGUGCUUUGACAGCAUUCAAAGAAAAAGAAACAAAAAUAAUUGAUACAUCACCAUGCUUAAGCAUUUAAUAUAAUUUUCAAAUCUCAAUAAUAAUCGAGCAGUAUCAUUUCCUCGUUUCCAAAUGUUUUUAUAUGACAAUUUACUCAGCUCUGUGUCUGAAGUAAUAUUCUCUUGAUAGACUAUAUAUGAAAGAAUGACAAGCAAAAGGCAUAGAACAUGUCAGAACCAUGAACUGGCUAUGAAAAGUGAUAACUCCUUAAAAAAAGAAAAAAGAAAGCACCUUAAAUAUCAUAGCAAUUUUGUGUCAUUUGUCAUUUUUAUUUUGUUUUCAAACCAUUAUUGUAAUGAUCAACGUAUAGCCAUAUUAGGCCAACAAUUUUAAAAUUAAAUAUAAAUAUAUUGAAGCCAUUCUCAGUUGAAACCUACAAUAUAAGCCAGUUAGACUGUGUUCACAGAGAGCAGAAAAGGGCUUAUGGGGGGGGAAAUAGGAGGAACUUACAUAAUUGUGUGUUCCUCUUACACAGUUGUUGCAUAAAAACAAAACGUUUGAAUGUUUGUAGUAUUUGUCAGAAUGCCCCAAUAUACUUUAUUUUUGUCUGUAUAAAAUGUUGGAUUACAAACAAUGGAAUGAGAGGUGUCAUUUUCUGUUUUCUGCUGGCUUUAUAAUGGUUAGACUUUUCUUUUUCUUUCUGGUUUCAUUUUAAGUGUUUCCUAUUGUCUCUUUUUAAUGAUCAGAACUGGAAGAGCUCAGGGCUAACAGUUUGCAAAUCCUGCUGUAUGGGAACUCUUUUCUUGCUAUAGCAAAUUAUUGUGUCCCCUGUCAUUCAAUCUAAAAGAUAUGAGCAUUUACAACAUCUACAUUUUCUCAAACUUAACAUUUUAUUCUGGAGUAGAAUAUUGAAACUGAAGUAUUAGAAUGAAACAGUAUCUUAAAUUUAAAUUAAGAAUAGUUCUUAAUAAUUCUUAGCUUUAAAUCAGAUUGCUUUGACCCGGCAACUCUUUAAUAUACAAGGACAGCAGUUUCCGGAUGAAGGUAUCCAUUUUAAGACACGCUGACAUCAUAUGCAUCAUUGUGCUAAUCACAUGGAUGAUACUGAUACAAAUUACAUAAUGCAUAUCACUUGCAUAAUAACAUCCUAAAACCCGUGCUGUCUCUUGCAUUCCUAUGUGCUUACUUGCUUCCAACAACAUUCUGUAGAAAAAUUCCAAAAAUGUCUAUCUCAGUACAUUUGGGUUCAUUACUUUUGGGAAGGUUGCCUUAAAUCCACAAAGUAUUGUAUUUCUAGAUACAGAUUUGAUUUAUUGGUGAAAUCUAAUAUUCAGAAUGGUUUUAAUAUGACUUAAUUAGAAGAUAAUGUUAAAAUUAUGCCUCCUGCAUAAUUUUAUAUUUUAUAAAGAUAUUUCUUAUAACCUGCCAGAUUUGGUUCUUAAUUCCCAAACACACUGAUUUACAAUAAAUUGUACAAAGUUUAAUUUUUAAAUGCAAUUUUCAUAUUGUCUACCAAAAAGCAACUAAGAAAUAAGUUCCUUAUUCUCAUAAGGGACUUAUUUACACUUUUGUAGCUUAACUAACAAUUAUUAAAAAUCACCCCACAAUAAACAAGUUUUUUUUUUAUUCUCAUAGUAGUUAGGAAAAGAAUUGAGAAGUUCUAAAAAAAACUAAGAUGGAAUUCUUAUCAUUCUAAUCCUAAAUAUAUAAUAAUCCCUUUCUAGUUAUGUUCUUUAAUAAGUAUGCUCUUCAACUAUAAUAUUUAUGGACUGAUUUUAAUAUACUCCUUAUUCAUGAAAUAUUAAGUGUUUGGAAAAACACAUUUCUGUGUAUUCAAAUAACCUUUUUUGUUCAUAAUGUAAGGACUGGGCAGAUAGGAAAAUGUAUGGCCAAGUAGCUGUUCGUACAUUCAGAGGUAGCUGAGAGAAGUUUAGGGAGUAACCAUUUCAAUCUGAAAAAAAGAGACAUGACUGCGUCUGUGUGUGUGUGUGUGUUUGUCUGUGUGUUUGUCUGUGUGUGUGUGUGUGUGUUACAGAUAAAUCCUCCUUCAACUCUCAUAUUUAGAACAGAAUAGAAUAACAGAGUUGGAAGGGACCUUGGAGGUCUUCUAGUCCAAUUCCCUGU
Messenger RNA from Thamnophis sirtalis, 4864 nucleotides. Lineage: Eukaryota; Metazoa; Chordata; Lepidosauria; Squamata; Natricidae. The record is from RefSeq and is a predicted model, not a curated record.